This is a messenger RNA of Onychostoma macrolepis, 2723 nucleotides long. RefSeq names its product WW domain binding protein 2 (gene wbp2). Gene Ontology annotation, cellular component: nucleus. Gene Ontology annotation, biological process: positive regulation of DNA-templated transcription. The record is from RefSeq and is a predicted model, not a curated record. Gene Ontology annotation, molecular function: transcription coactivator activity; chromatin DNA binding. Lineage: Eukaryota; Metazoa; Chordata; Actinopteri; Cypriniformes; Cyprinidae. The transcript is spliced from 8 exons. The coding region runs from base 111 to 902 and encodes 263 amino acids.
UUGACGUCAUCGGGGGGGCGUGACCUAUGGCGGAAGUGCAGGUGGAUCUGUGAGUUGCGCUCGCAGAAUGUAGAGCGUCAAUUUCACACAAUAACAGACAGAUAUCAACCAUGGCCCUCAACAACAAUCAUUCUGAAUCUGGAGGUGUUAUCAUCAACAACAGCGAAAGUGUCUUGAUGUCAUAUGAGAAUGUGGAGCUGGUGUUCAGUGACACAGAACGCUUGCCAGAAGCCUUCAGAAAAAGCAAGAAGGGAAGCAUCUACCUGACACCUUACAGGAUGAUCUUCGUGACUAAAGGGAAGGACCCUCUACAGUCUUUCAUGAUGCCAUUUUAUCUUAUGAAGGGCUGUGAGGUCAAACAGCCAGUACUUGGUGCCAACUACAUCAAGGGCACGAUCAGCGCCGAGCCUGGAGGUGGCUGGGAAGGUUCUGCAACCUAUAAGUUGAUUUUUGCUGCCGGAGGAGCGAUUGAGUUUGGACAGUACAUGCUACAGGUGGCAGCACAGGCAUCCAGAGGGCAACCGGUGACUGUAAAUUACGGCUGUCCUUACAUGGCGAACGGUGCGUACGCUUACCCUCCUCCUCCUCCUGCUAACGGCAUGUAUUCGGCCACACCUCCUCCACCUGGAUACGCCUACCCUGGACCUCCUCCUCCAGGUGGACUUUACCCCAAUCCUCCUGGCUUUGAUGGACCAGCAGCCUACAUGCCUCCUCCACCGUAUACAGCUCCGAUGAACCACGCUUCUCCGGACCCAGACCUGCCCAGAACCCCCGCAGCCGAAGCAAAAGCAGCUGAAGCUGCAGCCAGUUCAAGCGUGUCUACUUUUGCUCCGACACGGGUCUACCUGCCCGAGGACAAGCCUCCACCCUACUCCCCACCUGAAGACAAGAAGAACCAGUAGACGUGUCUGCAGCGAGCGCACAUCCUCUCCUCUCCCUCCAUUCCCUUCAUCUCAUCCUCUCUUCCCCUCACCAUCUCCAGUUAAACGCCCCGCUGCACAGACUCCCGGUGAGGCAGCACGCAGUGACCGGGGGCUCCAGCAGGGGCGCAGUGCUCUGCAUUAACAUGACCUGGCCUAUAUAGAGGGACGAGAGAGAGAGACACAUGAAUAAAACAACUUUAAUGAAUUCACAGCUGGUGAAUGAGAGGGACCGACUGUUAGCUUUCUAACCGACAGUAAAUGAUUGAGCUUUUCUAAAUUUGAAAAUUAGUAUAUUUAGGAGACAUUUAUGAGUGAUUUUGUAUAGAUCGAUUGAACAAGGUUUGAAGUAUUUUGCUAGUUGCACAAGAGUUAAGGCCCAAAAACACUGGGGCGUUCACAUUAACAGCUCUUCCGGUCGUUGUUCAUUCUCGACUGCUGCGUCCAGCGUUAUUAGAUGGAAGAUCGUUGGUUGUUGCCACUCACCUGUUACUCAACACUCAAGCAGUCGCUUAAAUCUGUCAUUCUUUGAAAAGAAAAGACAUUUCCGGAUGCUUAGAUGCUGCAAAUCAAAUGCGAACGCCCUUUACUACACAUUCCGUCGUCAAAUGCAUCACUUAAAGAAAUAGCGGAAAAUGAAAAAUUGCUGAAAAUUUACUAAGCCUCAGGCCAUCCGAGAUGUAGAUGAGUUUGUUUCUUCAUUAGAUUUGGAGAAAUGUAGCAUUCCAUCACUUGCUCAUCAAUGGAUGCUUUGCAGUGAAUGGGUCCCGUCAGAAUGAGAGUCCAAACAGCUGAUAAAAACAUCACAAUAAUUUACACCACUCCAGUCCAUCAGUUAACAGCUUGUGAAGUGAAAAGCUGCGUGUUUGUAAGAAACAAAUCCAUCUGUUGCUUCUGGCCAAAAUAUGAGUCCAUAAUCUAUAAUUAACACUUCCUCCAGUGAAAAAGUCCUUCCCCUGUUGUCCAUAGCUGUUUUGGCUUGUAAACGGUGUUUGAUCUGUACAUAUUUCUCUACUGAUUCAGACUAGAUGACUUUUUCACUCUAGAAAGCAAUAUUUUGAAUAGAGGAAUGAAGUAACGUUUUGAAGUUAAAAACGUCUUUAAGAUGUAUUUGUUAAGGCAUUAAUUGAUGCACUGGAGUACUUGUGGAUUAUUGUGAUGUUUUUAUCAGCUGUUUGGACUCUCAUUCUGACGGCACCCAUUCACUGCAGAGCAUCCAUUGCUGAGCAAGUGAUGGAAUGCUACAUUUCUCCAAAUCUGUUCUGGCGAAGAAACAUCUACAUCUUUGAUGGAGUAAAUUUUCAGCAGUUUUUCAUUUUUAGGUGAACUAUUCCUCCAACUAAAACCUUUACAUGCUACAAGUCUUUUUUAUACAACAGUUCUGGGUCUUGAUUCUGAUUGGAUGAGCUGUUAGUUUGCUGUUGCUCUGCAACAUGCAGUGGUUGAUUCCACUUUGGCUUCUUUUGCAAUCAUUUUCAUUGCCGGAGCAAAAACCAAGUAAUCAAAUCAACUGAGCAUUGUCUAAAAUCACCUUCACAAACACUACAUAAUGUAUAUCUGAUGAAGCUCGUUUCAGACGGUGUUCUGCAGCAGUGUGUACUAGUCUUGGCAUCUCUGUAGCAUGCAGCAGUUAGACUAAAGAUGCACUUUAACCCUACAUGCACCUUCAGUCUCCUGGACAGAGUUUGUUGAUUCUUUUCCCCCCUAAUUUAUUUAAUUAUACAUUUAAUCAGUUACGCAUGGUCUUGACUGUAUUGUGUUAUUUAAAGUGUAUUUUAUUAAAGUAAACCUGUACAAGUGGAA